UUUUGACCCAUACCCAUUUAACCACCCUGCCCGCCCAUCAUUUGGCCCGCCUAAAGCCCACCCAUUUAGCUAAAUGGGUCUAACUGGGCGGGUCAGUUUCAAACAAUCCUAAAUGGGCACUAAAUGGGCAAACUAUAUCCGCCCGUUUGCCCGCCCGUAGCCCUAAAACCCCUAAAUCUCUUCCCGACCACAAUCCUUCCUCCUUCGCCUCCUCCUCCGCUGUUCGAGCUCAUCUGCAGUUCGAGCUCGCCUUUGAUCUCCUCUCGCGGUGAGCUCCAGCUCCAGCUCCAAUCUCCGCUCCUUCUCAAUCUUGACCUCUUCUCGAACUCCGCUCGAUCUCAGCCUGGACUCAGCCUCAAUCUCCUCUCGACCUCGACCUUGACUCGACCUCGAUCUCCGCUUGAUUUUAGCCCCAAUCUUUGCUUGAUUUCAUCCUCUACCUCAGCUUGCAUCUCCAAUCGAUCUCCUCUCCUUCGCCUCCAAAUUCAUCUUUUGUGGUUGUCGUUGGUUGCAAUCAGAUCUCUCGAGGCAUUAGUGUCAUUGCUGGAUGCAACUGAAAAGGAAAAACGCGAUAUUCUUGCAAAUAUUAUCAUUGCCUUGCAUAUGCCUGCUGUCGCAGUGUUUUGGCAUGAACCUGGGUGUGAACUAAAGAGUUUUUUUUCGAUGUUCCAGUGUACAGAGUUCACAGUUAUUGCCGCAACUCCUUUUGCACCAUCCUUCAACUUCGAAAGGCAGUCUCCUUGA
This is a messenger RNA of Asparagus officinalis (garden asparagus), 744 nucleotides long. RefSeq lists its product as uncharacterized. The coding region runs from base 124 to 744 and encodes 206 amino acids. Lineage: Eukaryota; Viridiplantae; Streptophyta; Magnoliopsida; Asparagales; Asparagaceae. The transcript has 3 exons. The record is from RefSeq and is a predicted model, not a curated record.